Maudiozyma saulgeensis is the source of this 660-nucleotide messenger RNA. The record is from the annotation of a GenBank genome assembly. Lineage: Eukaryota; Fungi; Ascomycota; Saccharomycetes; Saccharomycetales; Saccharomycetaceae.
AUGUUACAAUUUAAAUUGGUAUUGUUAGGUGAUUCUUCCGUAGGUAAGUCUUCCAUUGUAAAUAGAUUCGUUAAGGAUUCUUUCGAUGAAUUUAGAGAGAGUACUAUUGGUGCUGCAUUUUUAUCACAGACAGUAACGAUUAAUGAUAAUGAUUCAGAUGUUGCUCAAGAGAUUACAGUAAAAUUUGAAAUAUGGGAUACAGCUGGACAAGAACGUUAUAAAUCUUUAGCUCCAAUGUAUUAUAGAAAUGCAAAUGCAGCUUUAGUGGUAUAUGAUAUUACACAAGCAGAUUCAUUAGAAAAGGCUCGUAGUUGGGUUCAAGAAUUGAAAAAUAAAGUAGAUGAUGAUUCCUUAGUCAUUUAUCUUGUUGGUAAUAAAAUUGAUUUGGUAUCAAAUAAUAAUGAUGAUCAAGAUAAAAGAGCUGUUGAGAGAAGCGUGGCAGAAACUUAUGCUGAAGAAAAUAAUCUAUUGUUUAGUGAAGUUAGUGCAAAGACAGGAGAAGGUAUUAAACAAGUCUUUCAAUCAAUUGCAGAAAAUUUAUACCAAAUUAGAAAGAAACAAGAUACAACUAAUAUUAACUCAACCCAACGUGGCAAUGCUCCAGUGGAUAUUCAUUUACAAAGACCAUCUACUAAUGAUUCUACAUCAUGUUGCAGUUAA